Aaosphaeria arxii CBS 175.79 is the source of this 457-nucleotide messenger RNA. RefSeq lists its product as uncharacterized. NCBI's taxonomy places the organism in Eukaryota, Fungi, Ascomycota, Dothideomycetes, Pleosporales. Gene Ontology annotation, molecular function: 8-oxo-7,8-dihydrodeoxyguanosine triphosphate pyrophosphatase activity. The transcript has 3 exons. The record is from RefSeq and is a predicted model, not a curated record. Gene Ontology annotation, biological process: dGTP catabolic process. The annotation marks the transcript as partial. Gene Ontology annotation, cellular component: cytosol.
CACCAAAACACCCACCCACAAUGUCCUCCCAACCCUCCGAAGCAGACCGCCCCAAAAUAGGCGUCGGCGUCAUAAUCCACGACCGUCGCGGAAACAUCAUAAUGGGCCAACGCACCACCUCGCCCGGAAAAGGCACACUCCAACUCCCAGGCGGCCACCUCGAGCACUCCGAGACCUUCGCCUCCUGCGCGGUCCGCGAGACGCGCGAGGAGACGGGGUUGGAGGUGGCGGACGUGAGGUUUCUAACCGCUACGAACACUGUUUUCCCCCCUGAAGAAGGGGAGCAGCGGGGGAAGCAUUAUGUUACUGUUUUUGUUACGGCUGUGGUUUCUGAGGGAUCUGAGAGGAAGGCGCCGGUGAAUAUGGAGCCGAAUAAGUGUGAUGGAUGGGAGUGGGUUGCGUGGAGGGAUAUGUGGGACUGGGCUGGGGAGCAUAUUGCGGAGAGGGAGGGUGAGGG